Rubroshorea leprosula is the source of this 521-nucleotide messenger RNA. Lineage: Eukaryota; Viridiplantae; Streptophyta; Magnoliopsida; Malvales; Dipterocarpaceae. The record is from the annotation of a GenBank genome assembly.
CUGAAGUCAUAAACUUUAUAUGUUUUUUUUUUUUUGUUUUUAUCUCAUCAUUUGUUCUUCCUGGUAACCAAGAAGCUUCGGCAGUCAUGAAACAAAAACAUUUGUUUCUGUUACUCUUGUCGACAAGUUAUUAUCCUAGGCGAGCAUCCGAUGCACCAGGUGAGGCCAAGCUUUCAACGUAUGGAAUCAUAGCAAACUUGCCAAGGCCAUGGACUUCAAUCUUCGUAACCAUUGCGUCUUUGGGAUUGUAAAGAAAUAACUCCGCUGUAUCGCUGUCUUCUUGUGUCUCCUUGCUGUAUUCUUUUGUCAAAACUUGUCCAGCAAGCCAUUGUCCCCUGAAUAAUUACCAAGACUAUUCACCUGAGAUGCAAGCUUGGUCUCACCUAAGAUGCUCACAUAGGACGAUAACUUACCGGCUGGAUUAACGGUGAAACACAGCAUUAUUUUCAAUGGAAUACUUGAUGUCAUCAUUUACUUUUGUUUAAAUGUUUUUGUUUCGUGAAUCAAUGGAUUUUAUUUAA